Molecule: messenger RNA, 5343 nt
Organism: Danio aesculapii
Lineage: Eukaryota; Metazoa; Chordata; Actinopteri; Cypriniformes; Danionidae
Gene: stox2b
Product: storkhead box 2b
Exons: 4
Coding region: 1393-4149 (918 amino acids)
Biological process (GO): positive regulation of transcription by RNA polymerase II
Cellular component (GO): cytoplasm; nucleus
Molecular function (GO): DNA-binding transcription activator activity, RNA polymerase II-specific; RNA polymerase II transcription regulatory region sequence-specific DNA binding
Source: RefSeq, a predicted model, not a curated record
AACCCCCUUUUUUUCCCGCUCGAAGUGCCGUGAAGGAAUAUCUUUAAUUGCAUUCCAGUGGAAUUUCUCUUGCAGCUGGUGCCUGAACUGACGAGAGCGAGUGGGAAUUGUGAAUGACUCUGCCUGAAGGAAGGAGGGAUUUUUGAUGGAGGAAAAAAAGCAGAGAGAAAAUAAGUUCUAUUGGAAGAGGCACUGCAAGCCUCCACUCUUUUGUCAUUCGUCUCUUGCAGAUAAGGGACUCCUCGUCCUCAUUUCUCACACGCUCUUUACUGUGACGGUUUGACUGUCUGGGGAGCUUGCUAGGCAGCGUAUGUAAAUAAAGCAGAGUGUUUCUAUAGGCUGGGCAAACUGCCAGAAAAAGAAAGACAGCAAGAGAAAGCCCUGAAGGUUUAAUGGCAAGAAGCGCACCCUGACUGGAUCAACAAGUCUGAAGACGGACAGCUCCUCAAAUAAUCUGCCGAAAGCACGAGCCAUAUGCACCAGCCUCGAGACGAGCAUUUACGAGAGCGUGGUGGAGUAAGAGGCAAGUCAGACAACAAAUCCUGAAGAUUGACUAGAAGACUUGUUUACCGUGCGUUCGCUUCUGGACACUUGGAUCAUUGUUUAUCUUCAUCCCAAAUUGUGAGUCCAUCAGAAAUCCUUAGUCUUCAAUUCUCGGGGUGACGUGUGUUUUUCUUAACAACUUCCUUUAAUCAGACUUUCCAGGAUUGAAUUUGAAUGAUAAAAGGAGAAGGACUUGGAUCUCGUCUUCCUCACUUGUAUUCUUUUUCCUGCUUGUCAUUUCUGCACGGUUGAAGGACCCCUGCCCUGCACACGAAGACAACCGCCUAAGACUUUGUCUCCGUUGUGGUUCCUGGUCUUCAGUCUAAUUUGUUUCUGGGGGUCUCUUUUGUCUGCACUAGUGGAGUGAAACUAAGUUUGAAUUGAUCUUUUGUCUGAAUCUCGGGUUCUUCUCACGGUGCGAAAACCCUGCAGCCCCCCACUCUGACCCCUCUGAAAUCCCCUCCUUCCAUCUCUCCCACAUGAGCCCCCUCAUACCCUUCCUCCCUCCACACUCCCACACACCUCCUCAUCUUCCAUCUACCACAUGCCGCUGCGAUCGGUGAGCAUGUGAGAGUAGCGUGCGUAUUUGACUCUUGUUAUCAAGCCAGAAACUAUAAGCUGGGAUCAGGUGCGAAGAACAGUGAUGCGUCGCUGGAUGCAUUUGCAAAUGACGGAUUCAGGAUCAGGAGAACUCAAAACCAUUCGCAAGGGAACCACAUUACAAGCUGAGCAUCUGUGAUUGAGUGCAUUUCCCUGCACUUCUGUGGAUAGAGACGGCAUCCCGCCAUGUCAGAAGUGUGAUCGUUGUGGUGGGAUAUUAGAGCCGGAUCUGUUCGUCUGGGGCUCAUCAUGAAAAAGACACGGAGCACUAAUCUGCGUAGGGCCUGGCCCAGUUCUGAAUUCUCGGAUCGGGUCUCUGAGCACACCCGGUCAAGGAGCGAGAAAGACUACCGGCUUCACAAGCAUUACCCUAAACACUUCAUCUCUCACUCUCCUAGAGGAUUCUUUAUAACAGGUGAUGUGUCUCCCAUCAGCAUGUCUCCCAUCAGCCAAUCCCAGUUCAUCCCGCUGGGAGAAAUCCUGUGCCUGGCCAUUUCUGCCAUGAACUCUGCCCGAAAGACGGUCACGCAAGAGACGCUCAUUGAACACUUGGCGACAUGCUUCCCAGGCGUCCCCACUCCAAGUAUGGAGAUUCUGCGGCACACACUCAACAUGCUGGUCCGAGAGCGGAAGAUCUACCCCACCCCAGAGGGUUAUUUCAUUGUCACCCAGCAGACAUACUUCAUCACACCUUCCCUAAUUAGGACUAACAGCAAGUGGUACCACCUGGAUGAGAGGAUACCGCAGCAGCAGCAGCAGCCGUGUACCUCUCCUCACUCAGGUACCAUGACACCCUCCACAUCUGGAUGUGUUCGGGAAAGAACCCACCACAAGAACCACAGUGACUCCUACAACAAUAGUUAUCGGGAGGACAUGCCUAGUACACAUACCUCAACGUUACAGAGAAGGUCUAAGGAGCAUAAAGAGUCUUCUCCUGUGUCUCCACCUCCUCAACAGCCAUCAGAAAAGAGUAAAAGUGUGCAUAGUUUUCCAUUUAAAACAGAGACAAACAGUAAACACAAAGAUGGAAGCAGCAGCAGUGGGGAAAAGCAAUCUAAGAAGUUUGGCCUGAAGCUUUUCAGGUUAAGCUUCAAGAAGGACAAGACAAAGCAUCUAGCUACGUUUUCUGCCCAGUUCCCACCUGAGGAGUGGCCACUUCGAGAUGAGGAGACACCCACCACUGUUCCUAGAGAGGUGGAGAUGGAGAUCAUUCGUCGGAUCAACCCAGAUCUCACGGUGGAGAACCUGGCUCGCCACACAGCUGUAAUGAAGCGGUUGGAGGAGGAGAAGGCACAGAGGAACAAAGCAAAUUCCUCUGCACAGCAGAGUGCCCGCAGCAAGCGGAGCCGCAGCCAUCGAAAAGCCCAGCAGAGCAAGGCCUCACGUUCUCAUAGUAAAACACGUGCAUCCAGGGGGGAUCCAUCUGAAGGACCCAAUCUAGACAUAACCUAUGACCGGGAUUACAGAUUCUACAGCUCCUCGUUGGUACGCUCUCCACGUGAAACCAUGAUGUCCAUGGAGCGAAACAGAGGAAAGUAUAUGGUUCACAGCAACCCCAACAUUGUAGAGUCUCACUUUACCACUGCUCCAGAGUGGGAUGUUUCUGGCGAACUGGCAAAGCGGAGGACAGAAAUGCCAUUCCCAGAACCCUCUAGGGCACAGUCACACUCCAAAGUCCACCGGAGUCAUAGUCAUACUCAAGAGAGAAAGUCACGUAAUGAGAGGUCGGACAAGGCCAAAGAAAGGUCACGCUCCAUGGACAACUCCAAAGGGCCACUUGGUGGUCCGUACUUAGGUCCUCCAGAGGACUUUGAGUGCAGUCCUGAUGACAGAAGUCGGUACUACACUGACGAUGGUACUUUGAGGGCAUCCGCGCAGGCAAACCACUAUUCUCGCAUCAUGCUCUCUGCUGCUAGAUUACACUCUGAUGUUUGUGUGCCUGAUGUAGGAAGAGGAUCCUCAGAGGAUGCAGUGCAUUACCGGACGCUGGAGAGAAGUAAAAGCAGAGAUAGUCUUCCUGCUUACAACGACCUGAAGUCUUGCUCUCCCAAAGCACCUGUGGACGACUAUUUCCAGUGCACUGCAGCAAAUGAAGUCUCUCUCUCUGCUCCAUCUUCUCUUAUAAAACCCAGUCAUGACUUUACAGAUAGUGUCUGGAAGGGGAUUUCUUCAGAGCGACUUACCCCACAUCUUACACCACCUCACCCUGUAGAAUAUAAAGAGGAGACAGCAAAGGGACAAAGUAGUAUUUCUGUAGCGUCAACGAGCCAAACUCCAGAGCAUCUCCCCAAUGGACGAUUGUUGCACCAACACAAUCCCGACUCAGGUGAUUUGGACAAAGUGCCAGAGGUUUACAGCCAAGAGACUCUGUUCAAAUCUCCAGACUAUGUGGAAAGCAGCUUCUCUAGGCCAGGUACGAUAGGUAAGUCCCCUCACACAAAGUCAGCAGAAGUCCUGGAGACUCAGGAGCUUUUUGAUAAACCUCUACCACUGACCGUGCCACCAUCCUCAGCUCAGGAGCAAGCCUCAUGUGCGGAAACCACCUUUGACUAUUACAACGUGUCAGAUGACGAUUCGGAGGAGACUAGUCAUAAGAACAGAGUAGAGGAGAAGGUCAGAGAAGAGGGAGGGACAAUGCAGUGGCUGCUGGAACGGGAGAAAGAGCGGGAUUUGCAGCGGAAGUUUGAGAAGAACUUGACCUUUCUAAGUCCUAAGGAAGGUGAGAGCAACAACAGCCAAAAAUCUGUCCAUUCUACCCGAUUGGACAGUAUGGACUCCAGCAGUGUGACUGUGGACAGUGGAUUUAAUUCCCCACGCACGAGGGAAAGCCUUGCUUCCAACACCUCCAGUAACGUGGAAAACAGCAGGCGGCAGAACAUGGCUUUGAGUCCAGGACACAUGGGCACCAAAAGACCCCCUCCACCCUACCAGCCACCCAGCUUCCGCACCGUCCGAGAGCCGCCCGCGAACCGGACCGAGAAACAGGCCUCCAUCACCAGCGUGUAGAGAGACGCCGAACACGAAACACCACACCAGGACUGUUACCGUCACGCAGGCAGGACAUUCUGAGCUCGCGUUCAUUUCAGAAACCAUCCCACCGGAGGUAUCUUUGUCUCUUUUUGGAUAUUUCUAACGAAGGAACGAACACUGCUGCAGACUAACGAGUCGCUUGGUUCAUGGUGUGUGGGAUCAAAUCCAUAUGUAGGUGUCCUUUAUAGCUCAAUGUGUCCACUACGGGUCUCGACUGUCUUCUGAUCCAAACUUCUGAUGCCUCUUCUUCAUCCGUCGCUGUGUCCGGUGUUUCAUUCUGUACGCUCAGGUCCCUCUGAACUCCAACUGAACCAUAUAAAGGCCACUUAAAAUCUCCCUGGAAAUCUGAACAAGCUCUUGUGUUUUCACUGGAUUCGGUUUAGCGCGUCCUUGUGUAUCGUCCGGCGUCCUGGGAAUUUUUGUUCUGGGAUGAAACUUUAAUGAAACAUACCACCAUCAUGGCAUUAUUUGUUUAUAUACUUUAAAAAACACCAAUUCACAUACUACUGGUGCUUUCGCAUUGAAUGGACCAUUUAAUAUUAACAAACAACCAACAAAAAAACUGAACUUGGAAUCCAUUUUUUUUCUUUCCUGCCGAUUUUCUCUUUUAACCAGGUGCUCAACGACUAGACGACACAGAAUACACACAUUACUACCUCCACUAUUUGUACAGUCGUAUAGAGGGAGACAAGAGUGACGUCCAUCCCCCCUUUAGGACCGCCGUUUUAGACAAACCACUAUCAGCUUGCGAAAUGUGAAUGUACUGCUAGUGCUUUUUCAGUCACAUCUCCAUCAUCCUACUGUUCUCAUAAUGCAGGUAGAGCCAAAUCUCAUUGUACUAGAGAGGAGACUGUGUAGAGUUCGGAUUCAUGUAGGACCCAUAUAGAGUGGAGAAUUUAGACCUUCAUAUCUCUGAUACGUCCAGUUACUUAUGUUCAGUUGUUUAUUGUUAUUAUUAUGAUUAUUAUUAUUGCAAUUAGUUUCUUUCAAGUUCUUUUAGUACACAAAUUCAUGGUGAGCAUUAGAACAAUAUUUUGCUGAUUCUUGUGAUGUGGGGCAAAACAUGUCAGGUUUUAUCUGUCGAUUGAUUUCUAACAAAUUGAUCAUUUCAAGACUAAUCAAAUGUGACAUUUAUAAAACAUUUCUGUUUCAAUUAAAUGCUGUUCUUUC